AUGGAAGAACAGGAAAAGAAGGAGAGAAUGUUCUACAAGAGAACUCAAAAAAGUGAACCUGUUGAUUAUAUUGACAAUAUGGGUGAAACUGAAUUUUCUGAUUUGGAUCAUGUCAUGAAGAGAAGAGUGAGCAAUAGAUUAAGGCUAUCUGAAUCAGUUGUUGGCAUUAUUAUACCACAAAUUCAAGAUUGGAUUUGGCUUCCAAAUUCGGUUUCUGCAUGGGAAUGUAAAGAGAUUCAAAAUGAAGUGUGA
This is a messenger RNA of Entrophospora candida, 252 nucleotides long. NCBI's taxonomy places the organism in Eukaryota, Fungi, Glomeromycota, Glomeromycetes, Entrophosporales, Entrophosporaceae. The record is from the annotation of a GenBank genome assembly.